ACGUAGUAAAUGCCAUUUUUUGGUAGCAGUAGGCCAGCAGUAGAUCCAAACUACAAACUACAAACUGAAUCAAUUUAUUAUUCUGCUACGCAACGCAUCGCAUUGGUUUCAUUGUCAACUCUCCUCUCAUUUCCGUUAAAAACAUACAUUUCAUUUUUACCUCUCCUACUUCUGUCUCAUUUUGUGUGUGAGAUUAACGUAAUUAUGCUCCGGAGGUGGCGCCCUCAAAAUCUUCAGCAGAUUGAAGCGGUAGAACAGGCUGACAAGGUGAAGGAGCUAAGGACUGCACUGGGACCUCUAUCUGGGCAUGGCCUCAAAUUCUGCUCUGAUGCCUGUUUAAGGAGAUACCUGGAAGCUAGAAACUGGAAUGUCGACAAGGCCAAAAAGAUGCUGGAGGAGACACUCAAGUGGAGAUCAACUUACAAACCUCAAGAUAUUCGUUGGCAUGAAGUAGCCCAUGAAGGGGAGACUGGUAAAGUCUCCAGAGCAGAUUUUCAUGACAGAUCAGGGAGAACUGUUCUUAUAAUGAGGCCAGGGAUGCAGGAAGUUGAAGUUACAUGGAAGUGUUACAGCGUUGGGUUACAGCGUACCAAACGAGGCCAUAUUUGCAACUUUCAACAAAGAUUCUUGUUUAUGUCUAAUGAAAAUUUAGAUUUUUGGUUACAGAAUACAACAUCAUCAGAUGGUAAUGUCCGCCAUCUGGUUUACCUGCUCGAGAACGCGAUUCUUAACCUCCCUGAAGGCCAAGAACAAAUGUCUUGGUUGGUAGACUUCAACGGAUGGUCCCUGAACACUAACAUUUCCAUUAAAACUACCCGAGAUAUUAUUCAUGUGUUGCAGAACCACUACCCGGAGAGACUUGCCAUUGUUGUGCUCUAUAAUCCACCAAAGUUUUUUGAGGCAUUCUGGAAGGUUGUGAAGUUUUUUGUAGACCCGAAAACAUUUGAGAAGAUUAGAUUUGUGUACCCUAAUAACAAGCAGAGUGCAGAGGUGAUGAAGUCCUUCUUUGAUGCUGAAAAUCUACCAAGUGAGUUUGGGGGGAAAGCGUCAUUGAAAUAUGACCACGAGGAGUUUUCGAGGCUGAUGGCUGAGGAAGAUGUUAAAACUGCCAAGUACUGGGGAUCUGAUAACAUGCCCUGCAAUGAUAUGAAUGAAAAAUCAGGCUCUGAGUUAACUCCUGUGGUUUGACAAUUAAAAUCCUAGCAAGCUGAAUCAUUAAAAUUUAACCAGCUUCAUUGUAUUUUAAACUUGAGCAUGCCUGUAUGUUUACAUCCUGCAAAAUUGCGAGGCCUGAUGGCUAAAAGCUUCAGAUUUCUCAUUUGUAACCGAAACACUUUUUCUUAAACUGGUCUGAUUUCAGUGCCUG
Messenger RNA from Daucus carota subsp. sativus, 1366 nucleotides. RefSeq lists its product as uncharacterized. The transcript has 6 exons. The record is from RefSeq and is a predicted model, not a curated record. Lineage: Eukaryota; Viridiplantae; Streptophyta; Magnoliopsida; Apiales; Apiaceae. Bases 10 to 1188 code for a protein of 392 amino acids. Gene Ontology annotation, molecular function: phosphatidylinositol transfer activity.